UCACUCUUCCUCCUCGUCCUUCCCCCCCGCCCCUUCAACAACUCUAUAUUGACAAAACUCUAAGCUAUUCUUGUCUACCGACUAUCCUCCUUGCCAGUUGUCACCGCUUUGUCCCGCUCGUGACCACCUCGUUGUCUCUGUCGUGAUCGCCUUGCUCCGCGGCUGACGAACGACCGAACCUUCCCGCCUGACCUCAAACCCCGGACUAUCAUUCAUCUGCAGUUCGUCAGUUUACGAUUCGCGCCAGUUGUUUCUACAAUACAAUUUGAUUUUCAUAGCCUCUUGGGCAUCACCCACACCAUGUCUGAACCCACGAGCACAAAUACCCCGAAGCCUAGCAGUAGCGUCAAGCUGGUGCUUCUCGGAGAAGCGGCUGUUGGAAAGUCCUCGCUGGUUCUGCGAUUCGUCAACAAUGACUUCCAGGAGAACAAAGAGCCGACCAUAGGAGCUGCCUUCCUUACCCAGAAAUGUUCCCUCCCCACCCGCACGAUCAAGUUCGAGAUCUGGGAUACCGCCGGUCAAGAGCGAUUCGCCUCGUUGGCGCCUAUGUACUACCGUAAUGCACAGGCGGCGCUUGUUGUUUACGACAUGACUAAGCCUUCGUCGCUUACAAAGGCCAAGCAUUGGGUCGCCGAACUCCAGCGGCAAGCUAGCCCCGGGAUCGUCAUCGCCCUUGUCGGUAACAAGCUCGACUUGACAAACGAAGGUAGCAACGAAGCCGCUGGCGAAUCGACUCCGGCCGAAGGUGGUGAGGAUGAAGCUACCAACGACGAGAACCAGGCCGAGGAGGCUACCCCUGGUGACGCCCGCAAAGUGUCGACUCAGGAGGCCAAUGCUUAUGCGGAGGAAGAGAAUCUGCUGUUCUUUGAGACCAGUGCCAAGACUGGUGUCAAUGUGGCCGAGGUUUUCACGGCGAUUGCCAAUGCAAUUCCGGAGAGUAGCCUGAAGACUGGACGGGGCGCUGGUACUGGUCAGGCUACCUUAGGUGGCGGACGUCCGGCUGAGGACACGAGAGUGAACCUGGGUGAACGGGCUGCUGCGACACCCAAGGAAGGCUGCGCGUGCUAAACUGCUUGAUGUUUCGUGUUCUGUUUUGCUUCUAGAUUGCGGUAUAUCCAUUUGAUGAUUCGACGGGAUCUCAUUGUUGUUAUGGCUCUGACCUGGGCUACAGUGUCUGGAGGUGUUUGAGUACCCGAGUAUAGUUUUACUUCCACAGCGUGUUUAUUAUUUCUAGAGCGAGGUAAAGGUAUUUAAUACAUUAUACUGGA
Messenger RNA from Aspergillus ruber CBS 135680, 1268 nucleotides. RefSeq names its product Rab family GTPase. The record is from RefSeq and is a predicted model, not a curated record. The transcript is spliced from 3 exons. Bases 301 to 1068 code for a protein of 255 amino acids. Lineage: Eukaryota; Fungi; Ascomycota; Eurotiomycetes; Eurotiales; Aspergillaceae. Gene Ontology annotation, molecular function: GTP binding; GTPase activity.